UAACACACUUACUGCUUCUAAGCAGAACUGACCACUGAUUGCUUUUCAAAAUCCUUCGAAACAUAAAACUACACCUUUGACUCCGCUGACCGGUUUUUUUUUUCUGCAUCCAUAUGAAAAUUGAACUGAUGGCAGCUGCUUUUGGCGGGACUUCCUCAUCAAUAAAAGCUCUGAGCUCCUGGCUCAGACUCACUCUUCAGUCAUGAAGCUGUGGUGAAGAUGUGGUUCCUCCUCUUCCUCCUCUCCUCCGUCGCUCGCUGCGACGCGCUCAACUUUCAAGAUCAUUUCAGAGUGCUCCUACGGGACAAAAGCAACCCCUGUGAGGGCCAUGUUGAGGUCUACUACAAUAACGAGCUGGGUUAUGUCGGAGACAAGUACUGGAACGCCAACACCGAAGAGGUGGUGUGCAGGAGCACUCAGUGCGGCGAGCCCGUCACGAACUCGACGAGCGACGUGCGCAGGUCCAUGAAACACAAAGUGUGGCUCAAUGAGCUGAAAUGUAACGGGAAAGAGACCAACCUGUGGGACUGCCCCGGCUGGCCCGGUCCGGCCGUCAGCUUUUACCAGAAGUCAACUGUGAAAAGAAUCAAAUGUUCUGAUAAAGUCGAAAUAAAGCUGAAGCAACACAGAUGUGAAGGAGCCGUGCAGUUCAUCAGAAAUGGAAAACCUGGUUACAUCUGCAAAGACAACUUUGGAGAUGAAGACGCCUCGAAGUUGUGUGAAACCCUAGGCUGCGGAGAGUUCGACAAAAUGCUGCAACCCGAGUGGAUGAUCGAGAAAGAUUUUCCCGAAUCAGAAACGAUGAUGCUGAACUGUUCAGGCAUUAAAGAUGUGACCAACCUGUGGCAGUGUGUGCGUCCCGUUUCAGGCCAGUCCUGCCAGCAUCCUGCCUCUGUCUCCUGCACAGGUCAUGAGAAACUGCAGCUCAAAGGAGAACCGUCAAACGUCUGCUCCGGACAACUGCAGCGCUUCAAAACUGGCACCUGGGAAACGUUUAAAAUCAAUACAACAGAUAGUGAUAACUGGUGCAAGCAGAUGCACUGUGGUGGCUCUCCUGUCCAGACGAACCAGAUGACAGAAAAUCUCAAAUGUUCAGACAGAGUCAAUGUGUUGCUGAUGGAAAACACAAAGGAAACCAAAUGUUAUGGAGAAGUCCAUAUAAAAGUGAACAGCACAAUCUCUCCAGUGUGUUCCUCUGGCUGGGGGGAGAAGGAAGCUGAAAUGAUCUGCAAAGAGUUAAAGUGCGGGAAAAUGCUCUCUCAUAGUAAGAUACUGCGUCGAAAUAGAGAACCUGGGAUUAUGGAUCAUGUGAAGUGUGACCGUGGUGAGGCCUCACUGUGGCACUGCAGGGCGAAACACAGCAAGACCACAUGUUCUUCUGUUCCUAAAGUGUUCUGUACAGAAAGCAUGGAUGUGAGGCUGGUGGACGGGCCUGGAAAAUGCUCCGGGAGGCUGGAAGUCUACCACGAGGGCAACUGGAAACAAGUCAGCACCAGCAGCUGGAUGGUCGACAAUUCAAAUCAAGUCUGCAAACAGCUGAAGUGUGGAAAGAAAAUGAGGGAAAACAGCAAAGACACGUUCAAAAAGGGAGCUGGGGAGAUCCUGAGCCUGGAGUGCAGAGACGGCAUGUCUCACAUAUCUGAGUGUAAAAUUAACUCAGGACCUGCAGGCAGAGACCAACAUCCUGUWGGAAUCACCUGUGAUGAACACAAGGUUGUUUUUCUGGACGGGCCUGAAUCGUGUUCUGGCAGAGUGGGGAUAGAACAAGGCGACAGAACCUAUUGGCUCUCCGGGUCCGAGGAGACGUGGAACCAAAARGCAGCGAACAGCGUGUGCCAACAGUUGCACUGUGGGAAAGCUAAAAACUUUACGUCUGAGUCUUAUAACGAUACCACACCUGUUUGGAAGGAGGUUUACAGCUGCUCAGACAAACACAAGUCUUUGUUUGAAUGUAAAAAAACUCGGCUCGACCCUGCAUCUGUCUUCAACAUGACUGUUGCCAACGUGAUGUGCACAGGACAAAUUACAGUGAGCCUGACCAGCACCUGCUGGGGGUACGUCACCGUCUCUGCGGAAGGGAAACGUGGAGGUAUUUAUGCAGAAACCUGGACAGAGGACAUGUCCAAGAAGCUGUGUGAAGAACUGAAAUGUGGGGACAAGAUCAAGCCUGUAAACACUCCGACUGACCAAAGUAACAUUAUCUGGAAGAGUCUGCACGCCAGAAGCCAGACCACCUCUCUGAACAAGUACACUUUUGUCCAAAUGGGCAGUGGUAUAAAUGACAUUAUUAGGGGCAGUUCUGCAAAAGCCUAUGUUGUCUGCAAAGACAGCGUCACGCCGAGGUUCAGUACGACCCGGGACAAAUGUUCUGGUAAUAUUGAAAUGCAUUAUGAGGGCAGGUGGCUUCCAGUUUUGAAGAAUUUUUAUGAUACUUCAACUCAAACUCAGACUCAGAACACCAUCUGUAAUAAGCUGAAGUGUGGAGACGCUCUCAGUGUUGACACCUACUUUGGACCAAAACCAGAUGUGGAGAGUGUCGUCCAAAUAAGGUGUACUGAUAAAGUUUUUUCAUCCUGUGAUAUAACUACUGAUAAACCACCGACAGACAGCUUUGCACUGCAAGCGCUCCAGUGUUCUGAGUUCAGGAAGAUGGCAUUAGAGGUGGAUUACGCCUGCAAGGGUGAAGUAAGCAUUUAUUCUAAAGGCAUGAGAAGUGUUGUUUCCAGCCAAAGCUGGACAAAAGCUGAGGGGCAGAGGCUCUGUAAGGAUCUGAACUGUGGAAACUUCAAAUCACUAAAAACCAUUCCUUUGGAUGCAUCUGACAACAUCUGGAAGAAAACCUUCAGGUGUCCUUCUGAUGCUAACAGUAUUUGGGACUGUGAACGGGACGCUGCACCUUCAGAGCUGAACAACAAGCUCUACAUUGAAUGUGGCGACAGCGUCUCGUUCAGCAUGACAGGAAACUGCAAUGGUUACAUCAUGAUCAAUUAUCAAAACAGGCAGGAAAACUUGUGCAAAGCAAACGUUUCCGAGGAACUAUUGAGCAACGUGUGUGGAGACAACGACUGUGAGUCUGUUCAGCCCACUACCCCACCUCCACCAGCGAAGCCGAUAAAACCAGUUCCCAUCCUCGUAGGAGUGGGAAUCUUCCUCAUCCUGGUCAUCUUGAUUGUGAUUUUCAUUCGAUACCGCAUUAUCAGGAGAAACCGAAAAGCCAGAGUGGCAUCAAAUAUGCUGCCAGAGCAAGAAGGCGAGUGGGAUAGUGGGGAGUACGAUGAUGUGGACAAAUCAGAUGAACCUGAAGAUUWCAGUCAAGGAUUCAAAUCAGAGUCUGAAAUUAAAAACGAGAACGAUGUAGAAAGCAACGCCUCUCUCAGUUACGACGAUGUCGAUGAGGUGGCUGAGACUCGGCCUCUCACUUCUCCGGGAUCCACAGACGCUCCCUCAAAGAACAAAGUUCCUAUCCUCAAUGGCGUGACCUACGAGGUGGACGGCUCGGAGGAGAAUUAUGACGACAUUGAUGCCAGCUCUGAGGCCGCGCGGACCAGGGCUGAAGUCCACGACGGGCCCGAAACCACACAAAAAACAGAUGCAGCUGCGCCUCAAGAGUCGGUGCAGAAAGACGAAGAUUACCUCGUGCCCGGACAAGAUGGGUGA
Molecule: messenger RNA, 3657 nt
Organism: Austrofundulus limnaeus
Lineage: Eukaryota; Metazoa; Chordata; Actinopteri; Cyprinodontiformes; Rivulidae
Product: antigen WC1.1
Exons: 19
Coding region: 220-3657 (1145 amino acids)
Cellular component (GO): membrane; external side of plasma membrane
Source: RefSeq, a predicted model, not a curated record